CCAGACUGUGCCACUGCAGCUGCAGAGCCCCCGCCCUGAGGGCGCGCCUUUCCAGCCCGCCCAGCCCUUCGGAGGGAGGCGGGAAAGCAGGGGAAGCCUCGCCCACCGCCCUGCCCCCAACCCCGCCACUCCCAUCUCCUCGGACUCAGCACGUCCUCCUGGGAUUGUCACGGAGGAGACUUUGCUGUGCAGACAUCAUGGAGGUUGUGCUGAUGUUUCUGUGCAGCCUGUUGGCCCCCAUGGUCCUGGUCCAUGCAGCUGAGCAAGAAAAAGAACAGGAUCCCUUUCAUUAUGACUACCAGACCCUGAGGAUCGGGGGAUUGGUGUUUGCUGUGGUCCUUUUCUUGGUGGGGAUCCUCCUAAUCCUGAGUCGCAGAUGCAAGUGCAAUUUCAAUCAGAAACCCCGGGCACCAGGGGAUGAGGAGGCCCAGGUGGAAACGCUCAUCACUGCAAAUGCAACGGAGCCCCAGAAGGCAGAGAACUGAGGUGCAGCUGGCAGGUGGGAAGCCUCCAGAAGUCGCAGGCAGCUGCGUGAACCUCUGGAUAUGAGUGCUGAUGCUUAAGAAAAUCGGCCACUUCAGCAACAGAUCUUUCCCCAGGAGAAGCCAACAACUUGUGUGUCACCCCUUCUCUCUCCCCACACCCUCGUGAACCCCAGUUCUCAACUUAAGGAUGCAACUAACACCCCUAUCUCUCUACCUGCAGCCUGUGGUCUUGUCCACCUCUGUGAUGUGUCUCUGUUUGUGUGUGUGCGUGUGUGCGUGUGUGCGUGUGUGUGUGUGUGUGUGAUGGCCAUGGUCUUUGUGGCUGCUCACCCGUGGAUGAUGUGUAUUAGUGAACCCGGACUCACUGCCCUGGGCAGGAGCUGAACCAGGAGUUCAUCACUCCUCCCUGCUCCCCAGCCCCACCUCGUGGCCCCCUCCACUUCCGUCUUCUGGGAGUCUGCUUUGUCCCUGGAUACCAUCCCCUCUCUUGGUGUAGGGAUGAAUGGAGGGAGAGGGGCCCCACAGUCUUCAGUUGUCUUGCAGGAAGGUUUCCAUGAUGUUUAAAAUCAUUCUGCAGAGCCUCUCUUCUCUCCUUUAAAGAGCUUUGUUUCCUUACUCCACUCUGUUCCACCUUUGCUCGGAGGGUCUCUUAGCUAUUGGAAGUGCAUAGCAAUGACUUGGGGGAGCCCAUCUCUACCUUCAGUGGCUCCUUUCCAUGGAGCGCCCCCCCCCCCCCAUUCCCUCUCUGUCACAGAGUGGUCGGGGGUUGCAGACCUAUGUUCUGCCCUUGGGGAUGUGUCCAGUGCAUAUCUUCUCAGCAAUAACCUCUUUCCCGUCUCCCAUGCCUCCCAGAUUCCUGUAGACAGCCUGGGGUCUGAGUCCAGACCCAGAGUAGGGUCUUUGGCAGACUGUGGCUGGGGGAGCCAUUCCAUGGGACCAUACCCUGUGGAGGAACAGCAGGAAGGGAAGGCUUCUUGGCUUCUCUGUCCAUGUCCUAUUGGUCAGGCAGUAAUGGUGGCUCCUGCACCCUUCAUCCUGCCUGCCACAGCACAGAGAGGUGAGGGGGAUGGUCCUGCUGCAGAGGAACCUAAGAGGUCAGAGGUCAUGAAGAAGGUGGGAAAUCCACCCAGCCCCUCCUCCCCUUUACCUGUCCAUCAUGUUCUUGUGGAAACUAGCCAAACCGUACUGCUGUGACCAGGACUGCCAUUCUCUGUGCUGUGAUCUAUCCUCCUAACAAUAUAAAGGAAUAAAAUACUAUUUGUUUCCUAGUG
Messenger RNA from Erinaceus europaeus (western European hedgehog), 1756 nucleotides. RefSeq names its product FXYD domain containing ion transport regulator 6 (gene FXYD6). The record is from RefSeq and is a predicted model, not a curated record. The transcript is spliced from 8 exons. Gene Ontology annotation, cellular component: membrane. Gene Ontology annotation, molecular function: sodium channel regulator activity. Lineage: Eukaryota; Metazoa; Chordata; Mammalia; Eulipotyphla; Erinaceidae. Gene Ontology annotation, biological process: regulation of sodium ion transmembrane transporter activity. The coding region runs from base 198 to 485 and encodes 95 amino acids.